CCUCUUCAACGUCUAUUUCUUUUCCUUCCAUUUUGACCAACAGUUGGUGGAUUUUGGUCUCGCAUAUUCUCUUCCUUCCGCCUCUCUUAACAAAAAAAAAAAAACUCUGUUAUGGCCAGCAAAGUGAGCAAUGUUAUCCUCUGUUUGUUAUGUUUGCUAUUCUUCGUGGGGCCAUCUUCUUCCCUGCUAGAGACAUUAGUGCAGAUAAGGAUGGGUUCGCAGGGAGAACUUACGACUGAAGGUUACGUCCUUGCAGAUGAUUGUAAGUCUAAUCCAGAAAAGCCAUGUGUGGCGCAAGAGAUUCCUGAGUGCAGGAAUUCUACAUUUCCAUCGGAAUAUUUCCGUCAAUAUUAUUUCGACCCGACCCUUACGAAGGAUGGAUUCAAGUUCAAUGAAGGUGAGAACCUGACCAUUAUGGAUUGUGAGGCCAAGUGCUUCAACAACUGUUCUUGUGUUGCCUAUGCAUCUACAAAUCUGGAUUUCCAAACUGGCUGUCAGAUUUGGAGCACACGGCCAAGUACUGCAACGAAUUAUUCCGAGGGCGACGACAUGUACAAAGUAAUCCACUUACUCGAAGUCCAAGACGGCCGACGACGACUUACUUCUGACGGGAGUGACAACCAAGUCAUGUGGACUAGGACAUGGGCAAAUAGGUGGUGGAUAUGGCUCAUCGUGGCAAUAGUGGGAAUUAUUAUCACCUCGUCUUGCUGUUUAUUCUUUAAUGAAAGAUUGAUGAAGAAAGAGGAGCGAAUAAGGAAGGCACAAAAGAUGCUCCUCCUAGAACUUGGAGCUAAUGCAAUACAUUCAACUGUACAUGACAAAGUGAAGAAACUAAAUAAUGAUAGGCAAGGUAGUCAUGAUUUGCAAAUCUUCAGCUUCGAAAGCAUUUCCGCUGCUACAAGUAAUUUUUCAGCUGAAAAUAAACUAGGACAGGGUGGUUUUGGACCAGUUUAUAAGGGCAAAUUAUCUGAUGGGCAAGAAAUAGCAAUAAAGAGACUCUCGAGAUGUUCUGGACAGGGAUUGGUAGAGUUUGAGAAUGAAGCUAUUCUUAUUGCUAAACUCCAACAUACUAAUCUUGUCAGACUUUUAGGGUUUUGCAUUCAACAAGAAGAAAAAAUACUAAUCUAUGAGUACAUGCCCAACAAAAGCUUAGACUUCUUCCUCUUUGAUUCUAGUAAAAAGUCUCUAUUAAAUUGGGAAAAGCGCUUCAACAUCAUAGAAGGCAUUGCUCAAGGACUAGUUUAUCUUCAUAAAUAUUCAAGACUAAAAGUAAUUCAUCGAGACUUAAAAGCAAGCAACAUUUUGCUUGAUCAGGAGAUGAAUCCAAAAAUUUCUGACUUUGGCAUGGCUAGAAUAUUUGGGUUGAAAGGAUCAGAAGAAAAUACAAAUAGAAUUGUUGGAACAUAUGGUUAUAUGUCUCUGGAGUAUGCCAUGAAUGGAGUUGUUUCAGUAAAAACUGACGUAUUCAGCUAUGGAAUCCUACUACUAGAAAUAAUGAGUGGCAAGAAAAAUAAUAGUCGGUAUCACUUUGAUCAUUCACUAAACCUUAUAGGAUAUGUAAGUUUAUCUCUUUAACUGUUAUUAAUUUGUAAAUGGUAUUUUUAACUUAAUAGUUAACAUUUUGUGUACAACUGGACUUGUAUCAGGCAUGGCAGUUAUGG
Quercus robur (English oak) is the source of this 1661-nucleotide messenger RNA. Its product is annotated as G-type lectin S-receptor-like serine/threonine-protein kinase CES101. Gene Ontology annotation, biological process: protein phosphorylation. NCBI's taxonomy places the organism in Eukaryota, Viridiplantae, Streptophyta, Magnoliopsida, Fagales, Fagaceae. Gene Ontology annotation, molecular function: ATP binding; protein kinase activity. Bases 112 to 1575 code for a protein of 487 amino acids. The record is from RefSeq and is a predicted model, not a curated record. The transcript is spliced from 6 exons.